AUGUUUCACAAUGGAAGGAAAUUCAAAUUCCCCCAGGAAAACUCUGCGCGCUCAUCUGAUCCUGCAACGAAGAGACUCAUCAAGGAUCCCGAGAUGAAGAAUCGGAAGGUUACGGAGAAGAGACAGAGCAAGACGUUCUCCGACGCGUCAGUGGAAAGCGCGAAGGAUCCGCCGGUGGAUUCCUCCGAUCUCUCAGAUUUCAGCGCGAUCUCCGAUUCCGAAGCCGAGAGUUUUGUGCAAGGAUCGUCGAGCCUAGACCUGUUGUUAUCAACGCCAGAGGUUUCUCUUCUGACUGAUGAAUCUCCAGUUUCGACGGUUACUAAUAAGGUUUCUACAUCGACCGAUCGGAUUCAGUCGAUCGUCGACUUGCCUGCUUCUGUGGAGUACUUGCGCGCGGAGAUCAGUGAUCUGAAGAAGUUCAUCUGUUCCAGUUGAGAAAUCUGAAAAAGCAACUGGAUCGAUGGCGCUCUUACUCGCAAACACCGCAUUGUGCUGUUGAUUUGUAUCCUUUGGGCUGUCUUAGCUGCGAUUGUGGUCUCCGUCAGGUCAGGGGAGAAGAUUGCUUACUAUGGACCACUUCCAACUUGA
This is a messenger RNA of Lycium ferocissimum, 588 nucleotides long. RefSeq names its product protein SINE3. NCBI's taxonomy places the organism in Eukaryota, Viridiplantae, Streptophyta, Magnoliopsida, Solanales, Solanaceae. The record is from RefSeq and is a predicted model, not a curated record.